AUGGCUGAACAACUCAAGAAUGAUCAAAUGGAUACUAAAAAGGGACAAUCACCAAGUCCUCAAGCUGUGAUACCUAAUAGUACAAAUUCGACAUCAAUAUCGACAUCAUUUUCCCAACAGAACGACACAUCACCACGAUCUAACAGCGGUAGUAGUAGUAGUCAUUAUAAUGCAAUCAAGAAAAGAAAUAGAAUAUCAUUUGUUUGUCAAGAAUGUAGAAAGGCAAAGACAAAAUGUGACAAGGAAAAACCAUAUUGUACAAGAUGUGUGAAACAAAAUAUUAAAUGCAUUUAUGAUGUGGCAGAACAACCAGCCCCCAGGAUACCAAGUAAAGAUGCCAAAAUUUCAAGAUUGGAAAAAGAUGUGGAAUACUGGAAAAAUAAAGCUAUGAAAUUAUUGAACGAAAAGGAACUAGAAACGACGUCAUUAAAAAAUCGUACUACAGCCUCUCCUUCAUUCUUUUCUGCAUCGACUUCUUCGACUGCUUUCCCUGAAUCAAAGAAAAGGAAUAUCGAUCAACUGGUUACUGUUGAAGAUCAGACUGAUAAAAAUGAUGACCCUAAAGAUACAAAGAAAAUCAAUAAUAACAAGAAAUCGUUCGUACCGGUAUCCCCUGGGUCCUCAUCAUCUAUCCAUAAUGGGAACAUUGAUAACCAUACGAGAGUAAACCUCUACAGAAAUAACCCAACAAUGAUCAUGAGUAAAGUUAUGAAAAGAGAAGUUAAACCAUUAUCUGAAAAUUAUAUCAUUAUUCAAGAUAAAUUUGUAUCUACAUUAAUAUCGUCUGUAUUCUUAGAUCCCUCGAAAAAUGCAAUGAUCCCAGCAUUGACUGCUAAUGCAAACAUUUCAAGAACUCAGCCUGGAGUCACUAAUAAUGUCUUGAAAUUGAAAGAAAUGUUAAUAAAACAAUGUCAAAAUGAUGCCCAAAAGAUGAGAGUAAACGACUUCACAGAUAGAAUCCUACAGAAUACAAAUUCUACCAAAAAUUUAAAAGUAGGAAUGAUCCUUUCCAUGCUUUAUAAUACAGUCGGUCAUCAACAAUUAGAAGAUCAUUGUUCCAAAGAUGGUGAAUAUUCGGAAUUAUUGAAAAAUUUCAUUAAGGAAUUUGAACAGUUAUUACCACCUUUCAAUAUCAUUCAACGUUAUAAAUCUCAUUUCAUCGAAUACGUUUAUCCAAAUUUACCCUUCUUAGAACAAGAAAUGUUUGAAAAUUCAAUAUCACAAACUGUACUCCCGGAUCCACAUAAUCCAAAUAAAGUUAAAUUGAAUCUAGGUCAUAAUCAAUUAAGAUCCAAACUAGAAAAUUUAUGUUUACUAUUAGUCAUUUUGAAAUUGUCUUUCAUUUCAUUGAAAUUAGUUGAGGAUAGUUCUCAAUUGGGUAACUUAUAUUUAACUAAAGAUAUGUUAGAAAAAUAUCCUAUAAGUAAUGAUUCCAUCCUAUUAGCUCAACGGUGUUUAGCAUCUGAAAAUUGGUGUGCAUGUACAAACGAAAAUAUCAUCACUUGUUUACUUUACAUUUGGUCCUUUUUCGUGUUCUCUCCCGAGGAAGGUGAUUUCUUCUUAGAACAUCCUACAGACGUAAUAGGAAGCAUGAUAAUGAUGUUAGCUACAUCCAUCGGUCUUCAUAGAGAUCCAUCUGAUUUCCCACAAUUACAUGAUUCAACAUUAUCUAAUCAAAGAAUUUUAAAUCAUAGAAGGAUGUUAUGGAUUGGAAUUGUAACAAUAUGUUGUUUUGAAUCGAGUUUAAAAGGUAGACAUUCAGUAUCUUCUUUUUCAUUAAUGGAUUUAUUCAUAGAUGUUCAUGAUCCAAAUGCAAUAGAUAAAUAUAUUGCAAGAGUUAAGAAAGAGGCUCAUCCAUCAAUGGAUUCAAAAUUAAUUAGUAUACAUGAAUAUUCAUUCAAAAGAGCACAGUUAGCACUUUUCCUAUCGGAUUUAGAUGAUUUAACAAUGACUUACAAAGGUGAUUUCCCCUUAGCUGACGUGGAAAAUCUAAGAGAUAAAAUUUCCGAUUUCAUCGAAGUAAAUUUCCCCAUUGUUGACCUAGAUAAAUAUAUGGAAAAUAAAAACACUGAUAUUAAUAUAAGUUUAUUAUCAUCAAUAAAUUCUACAGCAGUGCAUUCUAGAAUUAUGUUCAAAUUAAUGAUGCUAAGAACUUCAGCUGCAUUGUUUUUACAUUUUGAAUCAAAAUUAGCAAAGGAUAAAACUUUAUUACCAUAUUAUUAUAGAUACUUCACGAAGACUUGUACCUAUGCGUUAAGUUUAAUUAGAGAUUUUAAUAAGUUCUUCAAAGGUGAAUAUAAUACAGCUCUAUCCCCAUUAACAAGUUAUAAUAUUACAAAAUUUAUUCAAUUAGCAUUACCUUCCACCAUUUUCAGUUUAUUGGGAAUCAUCUUAAGAAUUAGUUUAGGCGGUAAUAUGUUAUUUUCUCAAUAUCAAGAGUAUCCAAAUAAACAAGAUUUUGUCAAAUUAGAUGAAAUUAAUAAAAAAAUUGAAAAUUUAAAUUCAUUACAUAAAGAGUUGGAAAUAGCUUUGGAAAAUAUUCAUAGUUUAGCUUCAGAAUAUCUUCGAUUUACAUUCUUUUCAGUUUUCAAAAUGCUUGCCCUAUGUGAUGUUAUUAUACAGAGGAUGAGAAAGGGUGAAUUGUGGUUAGGUAUAUUUGGAAUGGUCCAUACAAAUCAAAUUCAUGCAAGAAUUGUGAAAACUUUAACAAUGACAAUUGGUUUUGAAGUUGAUAAGAAAGAUAAAUUAAUUGAUGAUUUAAAGAUGAAAAAUUAUAUUGUAGAUUUUACCAUGGAUGAUAUAACUGAAUUAAGACAAAAGAUUUUAUAUGAAUCUGAAGGAAUUGAAAGAUAUCAAAGAAAACAGAAACCUACAAAUAUGGAUAAUACAAUGAUAUCAACAAAUCAAUCAAGUCAAGUCUCAUUAAAUCCUCCACAGACUACUAUGCCGUUACAACAGCAGCAAGAAACACCAAUGAAUAACAACUCACCAUCUUUUACACUUGGUUUGAUCCCAUCCAGUGGACUUGACAAUCAAAAUAAUGACAACAAUGGAUUUUCAUCUAUUGCAUAUAAUUGGAAUUCAUCAUUAGGUAACUUACAAAAAUUAUCAUCGGCCGCGAUCAUGACGCAGAACAUGAAUAAUAAUAAUAAUAAUAAUAAUAAUAAAAAUACUACUAUUAAUGGAUUUGAAUCAAGUGGUCCUAACACUGGUAUGGGCAAUACACCAACACCGGGUCCGAUUCCAAUACAGGGUACAAUACCAAUUUCAGGGCCGUAUAUCAAUGGUGGUGUUCCUAACGGUAGGAACAGUAUGCAAACAACUCCGGGACCAAAUAUACCAUUACAAUCUGUACCACAAGUUCAACCGCUGCAAUCGCAACCACAACAGCAAGGUACUCAAGUACCUCAGGCUGACUUCCCAGGCUUUUUCGGAGGUCUCGAUUUAUUUGAUUAUGAUUUCUUGUUUGGGAAUGAAUUUACGUGA
Messenger RNA from Naumovozyma dairenensis CBS 421, 3486 nucleotides. It is a transcript of the gene OAF1, whose product is annotated as oleate-activated transcription factor OAF1. Gene Ontology annotation, molecular function: zinc ion binding; DNA-binding transcription factor activity, RNA polymerase II-specific. Gene Ontology annotation, biological process: positive regulation of transcription by RNA polymerase II. The transcript has a single exon. Gene Ontology annotation, cellular component: nucleus. The record is from RefSeq and is a predicted model, not a curated record. Bases 1 to 3486 code for a protein of 1161 amino acids. Lineage: Eukaryota; Fungi; Ascomycota; Saccharomycetes; Saccharomycetales; Saccharomycetaceae.